GCAAAAGUAUUUAAAUAUACACAUAUAGUGGAGCAAAUUGUGAACUAGGGCCCAACUGAUUAUCUAGGAUUAGCCUACUGCAUCCUGUGUCUAAUCCAAACCACGGCACAGAAAACCCAGCAACAGCACUGAAGAAAGCACCGAACUUUCAUAGGACUUAAUUUCUGAUGGUGCCAAAACAGCACACAGACCAUUUACUGUUAUGUUUUAUGCACAUCUGAGUUCAGCUAUGCUCUAAUUUUGGAAGUCGCUCGUGGACAUGGCUAACAUAUACACAUUAAGAGCAUUUUUUUGUGGUCAGUGGUCUUCCUCAGCAAGACUUGAUGGCAAAACAGUGAUCAUCACAGGUGCCAACACAGGGAUUGGCAAAGAAACAACCAGGGACCUCGCCAAAAGAGGUGCAAGGAUUAUCAUGGCAUGUAGAGAUGUUGCAAAAGCUGAGACCACCCUGAAAGAGAUCACAGAGGAAUCAGGAAAUCAAAAUGUUGUGAUCAGAAAACUAGAUCUGUCUGACACAAAGUCCAUCAAAGAAUUUGCAGAGGUAAUCAACAGAGACGAGAGGCAAGUGAACAUUCUCAUCAACAAUGCUGGAAUCAUGAUGUGCCCUUAUUCAAAGACAGCAGAUGGAUUUGAGAUGCAAUUUGGUGUAAACCAUUUGGGUCAUUUCUUGCUGACCUUCCUAUUGCUGGACUUAAUGAAAAGGUCUGCUCCUGCAAGGAUCAUCAAUAUCUCCUCAAUGGCACACAGUUGGGGGUCCAUCCAGCUGGAUGACAUUAACAGUGAGAGGCACUACCACAGCAGACGAGCAUACGGACAGAGCAAACUGGCAAACAUACUCAGCACCCACUCCCUGGCAAAGAGGCUCAAGGAUACAGGAGUAAAUGUGUAUGUCAUCCACCCGGGAGUGGUGCGCACAGAGCUGAAGAGACACAUGAACAUCCCCCUGCUGGUGAUGUGGAAGAUUGUCAGGCCUUUCACCAAGACCAAGGUGCAGGGAGCUCAGACAUCCAUCUACUGUGCUGUGGAACCAGAGCUGGACACAGAAAGUGGUGGAUAUUACAGCAACUGUGGCCCUGCAGGCUGUUCCAGGGCAGCGAGAGACGAUGACAUGGCAGAGAAACUGUGGGAACUCAGCUGCCAGAUGUUGGGAAUUAUCUGGGAAUAGCGCACUGAUUUUAUGGAAAGCAUGCCUAAAGUAUAGAAUUUCAAUUAGGUGUGAAAUCAACAUGUUAUGAGAGGGGCGAUUAAAAUGCUGUGAUCCUACCACCUCCACAACUACUUACAUAUCUGUGGCGCUCGCACACUUUGGGUGUACCACCCACACUCUGUGAUUCUGUUUUUAAUCUCAAGGACAAAUAUGGGGAUGAGGACAAACUACAGUGAUGUAGUGAUGUAGACAAGAAGGAGAAAUAUGUCCUUAGUGACUCUUGGAUGCAUUCAUUACACACUGACACACUACAGAAUUCACCCACCUAGAUUGCUACUGCUGACUAUGUUGUUGCUCCCAUUAAUUUGUGCCAAUUUUUUCAGUUCUGUGUUGUGCAUUUUUGCUGAUUUGGUGUUAUUUUCUGAAGUGUAAUUCAAUUAAAUUCAAAAUCAUAUCUA
Messenger RNA from Clupea harengus (Atlantic herring), 1605 nucleotides. RefSeq names its product retinol dehydrogenase 12. The record is from RefSeq and is a predicted model, not a curated record. Lineage: Eukaryota; Metazoa; Chordata; Actinopteri; Clupeiformes; Clupeidae.